Molecule: messenger RNA, 1296 nt
Organism: Cyclocybe aegerita
Lineage: Eukaryota; Fungi; Basidiomycota; Agaricomycetes; Agaricales; Hemipholiotaceae
Source: the annotation of a GenBank genome assembly
AUGCAGAGCAUUGAAGCAGCUAUUCCGUUGGCUCUCUCCAUCUAUGCGUUUUUGAAAGCCUCAGACUACUUGGAAGACCAAGACUUCUGGACACUUCGACUUCGACUAUCGACUAUUGAACAUUGGGUGAUCAUCCCAUCCAUCCUCAUGAUAUGGAUUGUAAUGGCACACGCCUUUGUAUUUGAUUUCCCUCCAUCUCUCUAUCAGUUCAGACUUUCUAUCGGUCUCAUCUUCACUGCAGGAAUUCUCAUAAGCUUCUUCAAAUAUGUUUUGCCGGCUCAUCACAGUCGAAUAUUCCUGCGGUUGCGCUGGAAAGCUUGGGGCGGACCGUCUAGGACAGGAAUAAGAGCAGAACUUGUUCCCUACAUCGGCGAUCGACAAGAUUGGAAGACACUCGAGGCGUUGGCUCGCGUUCAAGGGAAGGCAGCGAUACGCUCCAUUGAAAGAUUCAGCCGCAUGUCCUUCACUCCUUCGCGCAGCUUCAUCAUUUCAGACCCAACCGACCUUCUACAAGCACGAGAAGCUGCGGACCAGAAGGACAGCACGCUGUGGAUUCCUCAGAGCAACACGCGUCAGGGUGUAUUUCAGCCCGUCAUUGCUGGUGAGCCUGCAUCGUUGCUCUGGGGACAGCACGUUGGGUUCCAGAGACGGUGUAGUCGCGGAAUAAUAUCCGUGCCUCGGAAUCUUCUUUCCCAACAGCCUAGACUUCCGAACGGAGUGGAUGCACGGGGGCUCUGCCUAGCAAGUGGCAUCCUCGCCCGCAACAAAGGCAUAAAUCCAACCUCCUUCAUUUGCAACCUCCAAACGAAGGGAAUGAUUAGGACGUUCGAAGAAAACAGCGUAUUUUGGCCUCGUCCAGCGAAGACUUUACGCAGCCUCUUCCAUAGAGAAUGCAAACAUUAUUUCUCCGGCCUCGGCGACGUCUUCGUCACCAUCGCCACCGAGCUCGCCCUCCUCCUAACGGAUGCACCCCUCGAGGUGGUCGAAGAUUGGUUAGACGCCCGGCUCGAGCACCAGGACCUUGAACUCAACAACGAGGCACACGCACUGGGCGCACGAGUAGAGGAGCUUGAGCUUCUUUAUCGCGGUCACUACGGUGCCAUGCUAGUCAGCCUCAGUGCGCACCGUGUUGGGGUCCGUAUUCGUCCCGAGAUGCUUGUCUACGAUGCGGUGUGCAAGAGUGUGGGAGCGAAUGCUGGUGCAUGGGCAUCGUCGGCGGACAUGGAAGAAAGAAGGCAGCGAGAGCUGGAAGCUUUAGGGCCAAGGGUAAUGAAUUUAGUAGCUGCCAUUGUGUGA